This is a messenger RNA of Panicum virgatum (switchgrass), 366 nucleotides long. Its product is annotated as glycine-rich cell wall structural protein 1.0-like. The record is from RefSeq and is a predicted model, not a curated record. Bases 1 to 366 code for a protein of 121 amino acids. The transcript is spliced from 2 exons. NCBI's taxonomy places the organism in Eukaryota, Viridiplantae, Streptophyta, Magnoliopsida, Poales, Poaceae.
AUGGACGGACCGAGGGGUGCCGCGCCGGGGCGUGGGUGGACGGCGCCGCACGGACGGGUCGGCGAUACCGGGUCCGGGCGGGGCUCCAUCCCCGACGGCUCGUGGUGGAGUUACGGCUGGGGGUGGGCCUCGGGGCCCGGGGGUGGCUGGGGCAACGGCCACGGCUCCGCGCAAGCCCCCGGCGGCGCUGCAGACGGCGCCGCGUACGGCGGCUUUGGCUACGGAAGCGAGCGCGGGGGAUUCGGGUUCAGCUUCGGCGGCGCGAGCGGCCACGCCGGCGGCUUCAGCUGGGGAGCCGGCGGCGGGGCGUCUGGGACUGGAGGUAACCAAGGAGCAGAGAAAGAUGGUAUAGAUGGUGAACAGUGA